This is a messenger RNA of Fusarium tjaetaba, 3486 nucleotides long. Its product is annotated as benzoate 4-monooxygenase. The coding region runs from base 1 to 3486 and encodes 1161 amino acids. The transcript is spliced from 14 exons. Gene Ontology annotation, biological process: regulation of DNA-templated transcription; DNA-templated transcription. The record is from RefSeq and is a predicted model, not a curated record. NCBI's taxonomy places the organism in Eukaryota, Fungi, Ascomycota, Sordariomycetes, Hypocreales, Nectriaceae. Gene Ontology annotation, molecular function: zinc ion binding; heme binding; DNA-binding transcription factor activity, RNA polymerase II-specific.
AUGUUGCUCGACAUUCAUACCUCAAUUUUCAAGACAGCUGUAUUGACACUUUGUGCUCUAUUAGUACUCAAAGUAGCUGUCUAUAUUAUAUACAACUUCUUUUUCCAUCCGCUUUCCAAGUAUCCCGGGCCACCGCUUGCACGAAUCUCAAGAUUAUGGAGCCGAAUCGGCAACUUCCAAGGGCGAAAGUCAGAAAGAAUCCACGAAGCACAUGUUAGGUAUGGCUCUGUGGUUCGAGUUGGACCAAAUGAACUUUCCUUUUCAACACCCACUGCCGUGCAGGCAAUCUACACUUCCAAUGACUUUACUAAAGAACAGAGCUUCUAUCGCGCGAAACGAAUAUUCCAUGAAAACCACUUGUUUAGUUUCAGAGACGCUGAAGCCCAUAAAACUCGCCGAAAAAAUUUCUCCAGAGGGUUUUCUCAAUCUUCAAUGCUCGAUUUUGAACCCCACGUCUCUUCAAAGAUCAAGACGCUUCUGAACCAGUGGGCGACGAGAGCUAACGACGGACCCAUUGACGUGUAUCCUUGGUGUCACUGGCUGGGAUUUGACGUCAUUUACCAUCUCAUGUUCGAUGAGGAUCCUGGGUCUGUGCAGCGGGGCCAGCCGCACCAGGUCAUGAAAUACAUCAAGGCUUGGAAACCCACGUAUAUCUAUAAAGAAUUCCUACCUCAGAUGGAACAAUACGGAGUCUACGUCCCUGGAACCAUCGGCGGAUAUUUCAGGGAUGUUCGCACAUGGAAAAAUUAUGCACUCACGCUUGUCGAAGGAAUCCGCCAGAAAGACUCGCAUACACCCUUCCUCCGAAAUGUCCUCAGUGCAGAGAAGAGCGAAAACACGGCGCAGCCUUUAACGAACUCGGAGCUUGCGGAGGAAUGUAUGGGAGGCAUGUUCGGCGGAAGCGGAACUACCGCAAAUACGUUCGUAUACAUACUCUGGGCGUGUUUGAAACAUCCCAAGGUGGUAGAAAAGCUGAGGUCAGAGCUCCUCCAAGCAUUCCCAGAGCCAGGUUUGGUCCCCGACUAUCAAACCUGCAGCAAGUUACCCUACCUUCAGGCUGUUAUCAAUGAGACUCUUCGAAGGUAUCCCACUAUCGUGGCGACCUUGCCACGCACCGCAAAUAACGAUACUGUAAUUGAUGGAAUCCCAGUACCUAAAGGGACUAUUGUGGGAACUCAGAACUUCACCAUACACCGCAAUGAGGAUGCAUUUCCAUUACCUGAGGAAUUUAUUCCUGAGAGAUGGUUGACCGCUGAUGGCAGCGAAACUCGCAAGGCAUCUUGGACACCUUUUUCUGUUGGUUCCAGGAGGUGCAUCGGCAUCAAUCUCGCUCAAAUGGAGCUUUCCAAGCUGACUGCGGCUUUCUUUUUGAGAUUUGAUGCAAGGGUUGAUGAGACCAUGACCGAGGAAGAUAUGAGAAUGUAUGACACGUUCAAUGCUGGUCCGGCUGGUGCGAGGUUACUGGCCAUGAACGCAACCAAGGUACAUGAUCAAAGUGGACGAAAGGUUGUCAAACGCCGUAAGAUCGCACUCGCAUGCGAGUAUUGCCGGAAGCGCAAGACACGAUGUGACGGCAGGCAACCUGCUUGUUCAGCGUGCGAAGCUAAGGGUCUGAGUGCUACUUGUCUCUAUGAACAGAGUUCUCUCACAACAAAAAGAUAUGUUUCGGAUCUUGAGGCUCGAGUACAAGAGUAUGAGCGCCGGUCCCAAACAACUUUCCUAAUGCCCAGCGUCACAUCUGAAACAACCACGGACCGAAACUCUUCUCCAGCUCAGGACACUUUCCUGGGCCAAAGGAAGGAUAACCGGUAUCCCCAAAUACAACAACAACCCGGUAUGGCGAUCCCAGACGAUCCUCCAUCGAUUUCUUUCGAAAGCUUCCAGUCAGAUGACAGGCUCCUAUCCCCUCCAAGAACCGAGUCUGUCAGUAGCGACGCCAUGGUAGUAGUUCCAUAUCCCGAAUGCAGCAAUGAUAAAGAUCUUGGUCAGUCAUCAUCAAUAUCAUUUAUUCAGUCAAUGCUGCGAACUGUGACCCGGGAUCAUUCAGUCUUUAAGGUCUCUCAUCAUCCGGCUAAGAAUUCAUAUCCGUUCCUCCAAACCCUCGAUGAAGAAGCAUUGUUUCUUCCGCCACGGAGAGUAGCCGACGGCUUUGUACAAGCCUACUGGAGAUUCUUGCACCCAAUACUGCCCAUUUUACAUAGGCCGACUUUCACGGGAAGCUACGAUAAGUUAUGGAUGGUAGACGAUGCCAAAGGGUCAGAUCAAAUCUGCAACGUCGACGACGCGGUUUUCCUCUCGACUGUCAAUAUAGUCCUGGCAAUCGGAUGUCAAUUUAGCGAACAAAUCGAACCGACCCGAAAGUCGAGCAUGGCGAGCAAGUUCUACCAGCGGUCAAAAGCUCUGUUAACAGACGAAGUUUUGGAUCAUCCAACCUUAGCUCUUGUACAGCUUUUGCUACUCACAGGCGUGUACCUGCAGUCUACAGAAUAUGCUAAUAGAUGCUGGAACACUGUCGGUUUAGCCAUUCGGUCGGCGCAAAGCAUUGGUCUUCAUCUUGAUCGAAAACGCGGUUCCAUAAAUCAGCUCGAGCGAGAAAUGGAAAGGAGAGUAUGGCAUACGUGUGUAUUCCUCGAUCGCCAGCUCGCUUGUACCUUUGGCCGGCCACCGAUGGUUCUAGACUCAUCGAGUGUGCCCAAGCCUGAGAUGAUCAAUGAUGAAUAUUUAUCGGAAACUCGCCAAGGCGUUCAACCGACGAAUGCCUAUCCACAGAUGGGCUGUUUCGUCUACUCCUGCGACUUGUUUGACAUCCUGCAUCAGAUCUUGGUUGAAUUCUACGUCAAAAAGAAGCCCAACCCUCACAACCGGAGCACAGAUUCCUGGUUGGGAGACGAGAUACAAGUUAUCAUGGGUUACCAUCGGGAGUUAAAUAAGUUUCAAGAAUCACUCCCAGGCUCUUUGGCUACUUCUGACAGUACGGAUGAAUCUGGAGAUGCUCUGGGCUCUCGAAUAUUGCAUUCCAGAGCAGAUGCGUUUGCCUGCGUUGUGGUACUGGCUGCUGCACGUCUUUGCACAGUGUUGAACGGAGACAUCGACAAGGCUUCGAUCCAAGCUUCAUGGUCGCAGUGUAUGCGAGUAUUUGAUAAAUACAAGCUACACUCUCCUGCGGCAUCUCACGCAAUAAAGAUAUUGGAAGUAUUAGAAGCGCGACUUCCAAAAUUCGGACCUGGAAUCAACAAAUUCCCCCCCGAAACACAGAUACACACUGGAGAGCAAGACGCUAUGGCAGAGCAAGGAGAUGAUUUUGUGGAUGAUAACCAGCGGCAAUUGGACUCAGGUGAGCUUGUGGGUGAUCUUCCAGAGAUCGACUUUGGUUCUACAUGGGCGCUCUUGGAUGAUCUGCUUCAGUGUGAAUCCUCUAGUUACAACGUCACCAAUCACACUAGCCAGAGCAGCUUGAGUUCAGGUAUCUGGGGAGGGUUUCUAUAG